AUGAGUUUGCUUCGAAAGAGAACAGAAAAAUUAGUUGGGAGGCAAAUUCUGCCCUUUUCAUUAGUUCUGGAAACUAAGGUUAACACAUUUUUCUCCUUAUUACAGAUUUGGGAUACUGCUGGGCAAGAAAGGUUUCAAAGUCUUGGUGUGGCUUUCUAUCGUGGUAUAGAUUGUUGUGUGCUUGUGUAUGAUGUGAAUGUCAUGAAAUCAUUUGAUAAUCUAAACAACUGGAGAGAAGAAUUUCUGAUUCAGGCUAGUCCAUCCGAUCCCGAGAACUUUCCAUUCGUUGUGUUGGGGAACAAGAUUGAUGUUGAUGGUGGAAAUAGUCGAGUGGUUUCUGAAAAGAAAGUGAAGGCCUGGUGUGCUUCCAAGGGAAACAUACCAUACUUUGAGACCUCUGCAAAAGAAGGCUUUAACGUGGAUGAUGACUUCCAAUGUAUAGCGAAAAACGCACUGAAGAAUGAACCUGAAGAAGAAAUGUAA
Molecule: messenger RNA, 483 nt
Organism: Rosa rugosa (rugosa rose)
Lineage: Eukaryota; Viridiplantae; Streptophyta; Magnoliopsida; Rosales; Rosaceae
Product: ras-related protein Rab7-like
Exons: 4
Coding region: 1-483 (160 amino acids)
Cellular component (GO): vacuolar membrane
Molecular function (GO): GTPase activity; GTP binding
Source: RefSeq, a predicted model, not a curated record